CAUCAUUCUGUAGCCGAACGUUGCCGCGUCAAGUUACGCUUACGCUAAACACACAGCAUACAGCACAACACAGCACUGCACACAGCAUUCUUCGGUUUCUGUUGUGUGUAUUUGUGUGUUUGUGUGUAGUCCACACAACAUUUUUAGCGUCGCUCGUCGUGUACGUGUUUCUCGCUCUUUCCCGCUCUUCGUGUGUGCGCGCGAGAGUGCAUUUGUAUUUGUGUGUGCGCGACAAAGACGUACGACGAAAAACGUAACGCCGCGUAUGUACAUACGUGUGCACGCAAUUGCAAUUGUAUUAGUGUUUGUGCGCAAAUAUAAUAAUACGAAAGAAAAAAAAAACAAUAUAAAUUACAACUACAUUUUUUUUUGUUGGGCAGCAAAAACAAGCAUAAUUUUGUAAAGCAAAAAAAAACAAAUACAAAAAUUUGUAAGCCUGGCCAUGUGUGUGUGCGUGUGCCGCAAUAGCAGCAGCAGCGAAAAUCAAUAACAAAGCGCAAAAGGCAACACAAAAAAAAAUGUACAACAAACCGCCGCAGCAGCAGCAGCCAAAGAGCAAUGAUAAAAGCAACCACAACAACAGCAACAACAACAACAAGCAGCUGCCGGUACCAACAACAACAACAACAUCAUCAGCAAUUGACGGCGCCAUUAUUAAACAAUUGUAUCGAUAUUUGUUAUCGGCGCUAAUUAAACAAGCAGCGAUAAAUAUCGCUUAACUCCGUCGUGCGUGAGUGCGUGUGUAUUUUAAAUUUUUUUGCCGUGUGUGUGUGUAUUUUGUGUGUACGUACGUAUGUAAGUACGUGUGUGCAGUAGUAUUUUCUGCAAGCAUCCGCAGCAGCAGAGCGAAGCGCAGUCGACGCCAAAAAGUGGGUCGACUUGCGCGCGUAAAUUUGGGUCGCCGCAGCAGCGCACCUCGCAGCUUGAACUCUGUUAAACUGUUUCAACUGUUAACAGAGCGUGUGUAGAGUGCAUUCCAGUCGACUGUUAAACUGUUAAAUUGUUCAACAUUUGAAAAUGUCGCUGCAAACGAAACGACAGCACUGUUAUCUAUGCGAUCUGCCUCGCAUGCCAUGGGCGAUGAUCAAUGACUUUUCGGAGGCAGUGUGUCGCGGUUGCGUCAAUUACGAGGGCGCCGAUCACAUCGAGGAUAUUUUGUAUGCCACACGGCAGAUGAAACGCCUGCAUCCAUCCGUAUGCAGCAAGCGUGCCCAUGAGAAUGGUGAAGUUGUCGUCCUCCAGCAGCAGCAGCCGCCACAGCAACAGCAACAAACGUCCUUGCAACAAUUGGCGGCGCCACAGCAUCGCGGUGCACCAAGCACAAGCGGCGGUGCACCUUCCUCAGCGAGCGGUGGUGGAGGGGGUGUUGCACCCCUUUCGUUGGCCCAUCAUCAACAUGUUGCCGCUGUGGCAGCCGCUUAUCAAAUGCCACGCAUCGGCCCCCCGCCACCGCCGCCCCAACAGCAGCAGCAACAACAACAGCAGCAGCCACAGCAAUUGGAUUUCCCCGUUAAACUUGAGGCAGCACCCGAUGUGCGUCCCGUUCGCAUUUCCCACAUGCAACCCCAUCACAUGCCACCGACGGGCGGCCAACGAAGCGUCACACAACAGCCGCCGGGCAGCGGGGGUGGAGGGGGAGGUGGCUCCACUUUGUUGCCAGCUCUGUCGGUGAACUUGAAGCGUCCGCCCAGCGAUGAUGUCGAUGUUGAUCCCCAACAGCAACAACAACAAUCACAACACGGUCCCGCUGCUCAUCUUGGCGUCGGCGUUGGCGUCAGCGUCGCUGAACUCACCGCUGGCAGCAGCAGCGGCGUUGGCGUCGGCGUCGGUCCCACGAGCGCCAAGCGGAGCGUCCUCGACGAUCCAACCGGAGUCCGACCGCCGUUGACCCGAGGCGAAUCGCUGCCGGCUCCCGUUAGCUAUGUUCCCACAGAGCGGCAGCUCAACUUGCGCGACAAACAGCAGCCGGUGAGAGCGCCCAGCUUCGAUGCAUCCACCUUCAAGGCGGGCGUGUCCACGUCUUUCUACCUUGCAGAGCACUUGUCGCCGGUCAGUCGACGCAAUGGCUCCAGUCCCCCCUCGGGUCCAUUGCCCCCGCGCAGCGUCCACUCGCCGAAUAGUUCGGGAUCGUCAUCUGGUCGCCGAUCGUCGGGAUCGCGUCAUGUUUCCAGCACAACCGUCACAAGCAGCGAGGUGGGAGGCUCGAAUUCGGUGCAAGCGGCUGCUGUGGCCGCCGGAGGUGCUGGCGGCGGAGGCAGCGCAGCCGGAGGAGGCUCCUUGGGUGGUGGUGGAGGAGGAGGAGGCGGAGCAGGUGGAAGUAAUUCGCUAAGCAGUUGCAGCAGCGCCAGCGGAGGCGCCUCAGUGGUUGGCGUUGGUCCGUCGUCGUUGCCACCGAAUCCGAAUGCGGUCAGUGGCGAUGUGAUCGGCGGAGGUGGCAACUCUGGCAACGCUGUCGGCGUACCCGGCGGCGGCGGCGUCGGCAGCAAUGGCAGCGCAGUCAACAUCGGUCCCGGCAGCAGCAGCAGCGGCGGCGGCGUCGGCAGCGGCAGCGGCGCACCUCAAGGCUUGGGCAGCGGCGGCGGCAGCAACAGCGGCUCUAGCAGCGUUGGCAGCGCAGCCGGCAUGAGUGGCGGCGGUGGCGGCGCAGCUGGUAGUAGCAGCAGCGUCGGCAGCGGCAGCGGUUCGGCGCCCAACGCAGCAGCAGCGGCGGCCGCAGCAGCAGCGCAGAAUGCAACACUGAAGUGCACGUUGUGCCAAGAGCGUUUGGAGGACACGCAUUUCGUGCAGUGUCCCUCGGUGAACAUUCACAAGUUCUGCUUUCCCUGCAGUCGCGAGAGCAUCAAGCGUCAAAACGGACUGGGCAACGAAGUUUACUGCCCGAGUGGUGAACGAUGCCCGCUGGCUAAUUCGACCAUACCGUGGGCAUUUAUGCAGGGCGAAAUCACCACCAUAUUGGGCGAGGAGGUCAAGGUGAAGAAGGAGCGCGAGUCUUAAUGUCCAUUUUAUUGUAAGAAGCUGCGCCGAGCUUUGGAGCACUUUUGAGAGCCAGCAGCAGCGACGCUGUAACUGAUAAUUCAACUGCGAGAGAGCGAGAGAGCAGCGAUCGAAGCUUUUUCGCUCUCUCUGUGUGUCUCUGCUUUGCUUGCGUUGCACUCACACAGACGACGCUCUGUCUCGCUCUGACACGAGUUCGAAAAUGGAGAGCGACAACUUUGACACUUUUUUUUCUUUGUGACAGCCGCGACGCCGGCGUCGCAGUCAGCAGCAACAGCAGCAGCAGCAGAGAGCGCUCUUUGUCCAUGACGACCAACAACAACAACAGCAACAACAACAACAACAACAACAAAACAUUUGUAGUCAUAAGCAAACACAACAAAUUUGUAACUUUUAAAGAAAGAGAAAAUUGAUGGAUAAUGAACGAAAUGAAAGCAACAAAAGUUGUGUAGCAUAUUUAUCAGCGUCGCAGCAAGAAAAACAAAAUCUAAUUAUAUUUUUGAUUCGGUUUUUUGUUUUUUUUUGUGUGGAACGAUCAUCUGCAAAAGUGCGCAGAAAACGUAACAGUAAAAACGUAACGUAAUGUAACUUUAACGUAAUACCAGAAGAAAAACACAGAAACUAGCGUGAAAGAGAAAAUGUACACUUAACGUAUACUUAAUAUAUAUAUAUUUAGAUAUAUAUAUAUUCUAACUAUUUUUUUUUUUUUACCAACUAUAUUUGUAUAAGAGAAUUUUUGUUGUUAACGCAUGAGAAUCAUCUUCACGAUUGAUGAUUUAAACAAUUUAUCAACUUAAGCUUAUUUAGUUUGUACUAAUGAAUUAAUUUAUUUGUAUUCAGUCUUUAAACAUAUACUAUAUAUCUAUAUAUAUUUUAUUCGAUACACACACCAACACCCACACAUACACAUAACUACAAAUGCAUGUAUGUAAAACAAGAUAUAAUUUUUUUUUCGUAACUUUACUUAAUUUAAAACCCAGUUUUUAUGCUAAAGAUCUGUACAUAUGCAUACCACAUAAUCGGAUUAAAAAUAUAUAUCUACAUAUAUAUAUAUAUAUACAUAUACAUAUACAAAAAUAUAUAUGUGUAUAUUAUAAAUAAAAUAGCAAUUAUAUAUUUGAUGUUGAUACAGCAGCAAAAGCAGAUGAAAAAGAAGAAGAAGAAGGAGAAGAAGCAGCAACAGCUCGAAGAUGACGUAAAAUUAAAGUAACAGCAAAAUGGAAAAAGAUUUUGGCGUAAUACGUAACAAACAUUUUUAAAACGAUUUUUAACUAAGCCGCCGCCACAAGCAGCAAAAUGAUGGGAAAUGAACAUUUUUUGGGGGACAUUUUUGCAGCGUAGUUUUAUAUAUUUUGUUGUCGGUAGUUUUUAAAACUAAAUACGCAGAAAAAACGGAAAACAAAAAGAAAAUUAAAACAUGCAACGUUGCACGCACAUUGUGAAGAGCGGCAACAACGCAACAAGAACAUUUUUUUGUAUUUGUAUCGAUAACGUAACGAUUACGAUAAAAACACACGUCUUUUGUGCUUGUGCAGCGAAUUUUGCCAGCAAAUUUUGCAGAAAACUAAAAAAGAAACAAUUGAACUAAAUAAAUGAGAAAAAAAACUGGACCAACACAGUAUGAGAAAAACAAACACACACAUUUGUAACAUACCAAAAAAAAAAAAAAAAAAAAAACGAAAAAAAAAUAAAAACAA
Messenger RNA from Drosophila nasuta, 4691 nucleotides. It is a transcript of the gene Pits, whose product is annotated as Protein interacting with Ttk69 and Sin3A. NCBI's taxonomy places the organism in Eukaryota, Metazoa, Arthropoda, Insecta, Diptera, Drosophilidae. Gene Ontology annotation, molecular function: transcription corepressor activity. The record is from RefSeq and is a predicted model, not a curated record. Bases 1018 to 2994 code for a protein of 658 amino acids. Gene Ontology annotation, cellular component: nucleus. The transcript is spliced from 4 exons. Gene Ontology annotation, biological process: regulation of transcription by RNA polymerase II.